UUCGCCACCGUUGGUUGCUAAAAGAAGCCACGCUGAAUCCAAGCCACGCUGUUCUGCUCCAGUCAUUACUUCCCCCAGCAAACAAGUCAAAGACGUUAAUUCAAGAAAAGGUUUCUAACUUUUCAGAAACAGUACAACUGUAUGCAGUGGUCCCAGCAGUGUAAGAACAAUGUCAUCUCUACUUUCUCAAAACAAAGAUGAGCCGUUCAUCAGAAAAUCACUGUCUGACUCUUGUCCAGCUUCAUCUGCUGCCAACACCAGAAGCCUGAGGCAUGAAAGGCCGUCUAGAUUGGGCUCAUCUAGCUCAUCUGACGUCUCCAAUGACACAUCAACAAACCAUGCAGAGUCCUACUUUUUACAAAGGGAGAGCAGACUGUCUGCAAAGAAGAAGGCAGAAGAAGAGAAGAUGAACAGUGACUAUAAAAAGAUGUAUGAAAAGGCACUGGCAACAAAUCAAAGGCUUAAGUCCCGACUAGAGACCAGCAAACAAGACCUGGCUACAGUUCAGAACCAGCUGCAGACUGUGCAGAAGGGAAAACCAGAUGAUUGUACUUCAAAAAUGCUAGAAGCAGAGAAAAAGGAAAGUUGGAGCCUUAAAAAGAGGAUAUCAGAUAUGGAAGAACAAUUAAAGUUGGUUCGGAUCAAGGCCAGUCUUUAUUCACACCAGAAGCAAACCGUAUCAGAAUUUGGUUGGAAGCGCACAGAGACCACCUCAAAAAGUGAGUCUUGGGUUGUUUGCUCCUCACCAGGGUUCGCUUGAGUGUAUUCACACCUGCAUGAAAGGUCCGGACCAAUAGAGGAAACAAACUUUGGUCCAUUUAAAGAAGCUCAAAUAUGUUAUGUGUGAAGACCCCUGUACAAAGGUAUCUUUAUAUAACCCUCAUCAUAGCUUCUGCAAAUAUUCAUCCAUCUAGUAGACCCACUUAACCUAUCAGGGUCAUGGAGAGAGCCGGUUCCAGUCUUCAGCAGUCAUUAGAGAAGACACUCUGGAAAUGUAACCAGUCUUCCGAUUAGCUUAAAUCUGAACUUUAUGCUUGUUUAUGCUUUUCUGUGCUUUUU
Molecule: messenger RNA, 1059 nt
Organism: Xiphophorus maculatus (southern platyfish)
Lineage: Eukaryota; Metazoa; Chordata; Actinopteri; Cyprinodontiformes; Poeciliidae
Product: protein phosphatase 1 regulatory subunit 12B-like
Exons: 8
Coding region: 170-760 (196 amino acids)
Cellular component (GO): cytoplasm
Molecular function (GO): protein kinase binding; enzyme inhibitor activity; phosphatase regulator activity
Source: RefSeq, a predicted model, not a curated record